Molecule: messenger RNA, 3970 nt
Organism: Mauremys mutica (yellowpond turtle)
Lineage: Eukaryota; Metazoa; Chordata; Testudines; Geoemydidae
Product: oocyte zinc finger protein XlCOF6-like
Exons: 4
Coding region: 189-2243 (684 amino acids)
Biological process (GO): regulation of DNA-templated transcription
Source: RefSeq, a predicted model, not a curated record
GCAGGCGCGGGGCGGAGCGGGGCCAGCCCGGCCCCCUGGGUCCCAGCCCGGCCCGUGCGCAGGCGGGUCCCGGCUGCAGCCCCAGCGCGGGGAGCGGGCGAGAGGCGGCCCCGGGGAGGCAGCAGCCGCGGGGCGGGAAGUCGCUGCCCGGGCGGAGGAAGCGGCCGGGGCCGGAGCCGAGCCCGGCGAUGGCUGCAGCGGGGCCGGCGCAGCAGCUCCAGGUGGUGUUUGAGGACGUUGCUCUGUAUUUCACCCGGGAGGAGUGGGAGCUCCUAUCCCAGCCACAGAAGCAGCUGUACCGGGACCAGAUGCUGAGGAAUUACCAGGCCCUUGUUUCCUUGGGCUAUUCAGAUUCCACACCAGACUUAAUCCACCGGAUCGAGCUAGGGGAGGCAGAGCUCUGGAUCUGGGAUGCUGAGGACUCCGGGGAAAGCUCAGGGCCUGAGAGCCCCUCCUCAGCAGGGCUCGGGAUCCUGGGAGGAACGAGGACACAGUCUGAGUGUGGGGAGAGUGCAGCAGGAAAGCAGGAUCCCACGGCCCACAGGGGGAUCCAUGCACAGGACGCAGUCCAUCCCCCGGAUAAACUCAGCCAGAGACCAGAUGUGGCUACACAACAGAGACUCCCCAGGGGCUGGCGCCCCCACCACCGCAUUGACGGCAGCAAGAGGUUCAGCAACCCCUCCGUGCUGAACCAGCAUCGGCGCAUGCACCCCAGGGAGCAACGGUAUCGCUGUGCUGACUGUGGCAAGAGCUUUGCACACAACUCAAGCCUGAGAAUACAUCAGCGCACGCACACCGGGGAGUGGCCGCACCACUGUGCUGAGUGCGGCAAGGACUUUUCACGGAUCGGACACCUGACAACACACCAGCGCACACACACUAAGGAGCGGCCAUACCGCUGUGAUAAGUGUGGCAAAGGCUUUGCACAGAUCUCACAGCUGAGAAUGCACCAGCGCACGCACACCGGGGAGCGGCCGCACCGCUGCACCGACUGCGGCAAGAGCUUUGUACAGUUUACGCACCUGACAAGACACCAGCGCACACACACUGGGGAGCGGCCAUACCGCUGUGAAGAUUGUGGCAAGGGCUUUGCACAGAUACCACAUCUGAGAAUGCACCAGCGCACUCACACAGGGGAGCGGCCACACUGCUGUGCUGACUGCGGCAAGAGCUUUGCACAGUUUACCCACCUGAUAAGACACCAGCGCGCACACACUGGGGAGCGGCCAUACCGCUGUGAAGAUUGUGGCAAGGGCUUUGCACAGAUCUCAGUGCUGAGAAUGCACCAGCGCACGCACACAGGGGAGCGGCCGCACUGCUGUGCUGACUGCGGCAAGAGCUUUGCACAGAUCUCAGUGCUGAAAAUGCACCAGCGCACGCACACAGGGGAGCGGCCGCACUGCUGUGCUGACUGCGGCAAGGGCUUUGCACAGAUCUCACAGCUGAGAAUGCACCAGCGCACGCACACUAACGAGUGGCCAUACUGCUGUGCUGACUGUGGCAAAGGCUUUGCACACAACUCAAGCCUGAGAGUACAUCAACGCAUGCACACCGGGGAGCGGCCGCACCACUGUGCUGAGUGCGGCAAGGGCUUUUCACAGAUCGGACACCUGACAACACACCAGCGCGCACACACUAAGGAGUGGCCUUACUGCUGUGCUGACUGUGGCAAAGGCUUUGCAAACAGCUCAAGCCUGAGAGUACAUCAACGCACGCACACCGGGGAGCGGCCAGACCGCUGCACCGACUGCGGCAAGAGCUUUGCACACAGCUCAAGCCUGAGAGUACAUCAACGCACGCACACCGGGGAGCGGCCGCACCGCUGUGCUGAGUGCGGGAAGGGCUUUACACAGAUCGGACACCUGACAAGACACCAGCGCACACACACUGGGGAGCGGCCAUACCACAGUGAAGAUUGUGGCAAGGGCUUUGCACAGAUCUCAGUGCUGAAAAUGCACCAGCGCACGCACACAGGGGAGCUGCCGCACUGCUGUUCUGACUGCGGCAAGAGCUUUGCACAGAUCUCAGUGCUGAGAAAACACCAGCGCGCGCACACCGGGGAGCAGCCGUACAGCUGUGCUGAUUGUGGCAAAUGCUUUUCUCAGUUGGGCAACCUCACCCGGCACCAGGUCACUCACACCAACACCCUUGUGUCAGUGCCAGGGCCUGAGGGGCUUGUGGCAGCCGAUGGGCCUGGCACAGUGCCAGCAGAUGCAGACCAGGGAGUGGUCCUCUCCCCAUGAUGCCCAGCAGAGAGACUGUGUGGAGCAGGGAAGAGGACUUUGCCGAGCAGUGUGGGGAAGAGCAGACAGGUGGGUAGCUAUCCCACGGAGCAUCUCUUCCUCUUCUGCCGCUAAGUGUUUUGGGAAGUGAAGAGGAGCUCGACAUUGAACUCACCACCCAUAGUAGCUACGACACAAGGUUGCUUGUGGCAUUCACAGAGGUGCUGACCACAGUGGAACAUCGCUUUUUGGACUUGGGAAACAAGCACUGAAUGGUGGGAUCACAUCGUCAUGCAUGUAUGGGAUAAGCAGCGGCUGCAGAACUUUCAGAUGAGGAAAGCCAUUUCCGUGGGUCUGUGUGAUGAGCUCGCCCCAGCCCUGCAGUGCAAGGACAUGAGAAUGAGAGCUGCCCUGCCCAUGGAGAAGCACGUGGCAAGUGCACUGUGGAAGCUGGCUGCUCCAGACUGCUACCAAUCAGUCGCUAACCAGUUCGGAGUGGGAAAGUCGACCGUUAGACUUGUGUUGAUGGAAGUGUGCAGGGCCAUUAAUCGCAUCCUGCUCAGAAGAACCAUGGCUCUGGGCAACGUGUAUGACAUUGUAGAUGGCUUUGCGCAAAUGGGUUUCCCUAACUGUGGAGGGGUGAUAGAUGGGACGCAUAUUCCACUUCUGGCAUGAGACCAACUAGCCUCCAAGUAUGUUAAUCGCAAGGGGUAUUUCUUGAUGAUUCUCCAGACGCUUGUGGAUCACUGUGGGCAUUUCACAGACAUUAACCCAGGCUGAUCCAGAAAGGUGCAUGAUGCAUGCAUCUUUCAAAACACUGGACUGUUCAGGAAGCUGCAAGCUAGGACUUUCUUCCUGGACCAGAAGAUCACUGUAGGGGAAGUUGAAAUGCCCAUUGGGAUCCUGGGAGAAUGACGGUUGAGUGUGAUUUUGGUCAUUUAAAGACCCGCUGGCGCUGUCUGUAUGGGAAGCUGGACCUGGCCGAUGACAACAUUCCUAUGCUUGUAGCCGCUUGUUGUAACCUCCAUAAUAUUUGUGACGGGAAGGGUGAAAGGUUCACUCAGGGAUGGACCAUUGAGGCUCAGCGCCUGGAAGCUGAAUUUGAACAGCCAGAGACCAGGGCUAUUAGAGGGGUGCAGCACUGGGCCAUAAGGAGCUGCUGAAAGCCAGUAAUAUUUGUUACUAUGCUCAGGAGUGCAGUGCUUGAAAUGCUAGUACGUGACUGCAAUUCUUCCAUACUAUACACUGAAAUAACUUUAGAAAAAUGCCUGUUGCUUUGCGUGGCUAUGUUUGCUUUCAUUUAAUGCAACAAAGAUUGGUUUCAAACUAAACAAAUUCAUUUAUUAACAACAAGCAGAGGAGAGAGACAAAUGGUAAAACAUAUCUGCACUGUGUGGGAUGGGGGAAGGGAGGUGUGAUGGGUUCAGUCACAGAGAUCCCCUUGGGACUAUCACCUGAUGUGCUGAAAUUACCUCAGAGCCAGUUUUCCCUGCCAGUUUGGGAUUUCCAGAACCCUGUCUUGUUGAGCCAGACAUGCUAGCCUGCUGUAACAGAUCCAGGGUCUGGGCCAUGCCCCCAAAGCUGCAGACUUAACUGAAAACAGCUAAGCAAGUUACCUGUCUCUAGCACGGGUAGGCAACCUAUGUCACGCGUGCCAAAGGCGGCACGUGAGCUGAUUUUCAGUGGGACUCUCACUGCCUGGGUCCUGGCCACCGGUCCGGGGGCUCUGUAUUUUAAUUUAAUUUUAA